GCGCGGGCCACUCCGCUCUUAUUUGCGUUUUUAAUGGCGGAGAACGGUCAAGUGGUGCUGCCCCGCCCGGGCACGGUGGACAUCGCGAUGCUCAUGCAGGCCAAGAAGGAUCUCGCCAAGGAGAAGAUGAUCUCGCACCAGACUGUCAAGCUCCUCCGCGAAGAAGUCGCCGAGUGCUACAUGAAGAACGGCGUCAACCACUUCGUCGCGUGCAAAGCCAUCCGGGAAGAGUACGCGGCGCUCGUCAAGGACCCGUGGCUUGGCAUGAAGCCGAUCAAGUACCAAGACUAGGUAUGCAGGCACGGCCCCGUGCGCCGCCCGUAAGAAUAUGAAGCGUGUCUUGUUACAACGAUCAGUACUCCUGUGCUACCUCCUUUCGC
Messenger RNA from Saprolegnia diclina VS20, 380 nucleotides. RefSeq lists its product as hypothetical. The transcript is spliced from 2 exons. Bases 34 to 291 code for a protein of 85 amino acids. The record is from RefSeq and is a predicted model, not a curated record. Lineage: Eukaryota; Oomycota; Saprolegniomycetes; Saprolegniales; Saprolegniaceae.